Messenger RNA from Ixodes scapularis (black-legged tick), 1223 nucleotides. RefSeq names its product lipase member J. The transcript has 10 exons. Bases 1 to 1212 code for a protein of 403 amino acids. Gene Ontology annotation, molecular function: hydrolase activity, acting on ester bonds. Gene Ontology annotation, biological process: lipid metabolic process. The record is from RefSeq and is a predicted model, not a curated record. NCBI's taxonomy places the organism in Eukaryota, Metazoa, Arthropoda, Arachnida, Ixodida, Ixodidae.
AUGGAUUUCGUGACGCGGUCUUUAAACAGAUACGUUGAGGUCGUCUGCAAGUGGGAGUGCGCGGAGAGACUGAAAGAAAACAGCCAGCUGAUCGCGUCCAAAGGCUACCCGGUCAAGGAGUACUCCAUCACCACGAAAGACGGCUACAUUUUAGGGCUCCAGAGAAUUCCCUGGGGCAGAGAUCAGCCCCGUGUCAGCGGAGGCAAGCCGCCGGUGCUCGUCGUUCACGGCCUGCUGUGUUCUGCGGCGGACUGGGUCAUCAACUACCCCAAGGACAGCCUAGGCUUCAUCUUGGCUGACCACGGUUUCGACGUCUGGCUGGGGAACGUCCGUGGUAACACGUACUCAAGACAGCACAGGACGCUGUCUAUCCACGGAAGGUCAAAGUUCUGGCAGUUUAGCUUCCACGAGCAGGGAAUAUACGACAUACCCGCCAUGGUGGACUUCGUGCUGAAAGAGACCGGCAUGCCCCAGCUCUUCUACGUCGGCCACUCGCAGGGAACCAUGGUCAUGUUUGUCCUGCUCUCUGAGAUGCCAGAGUACAACCGAAAGAUAGCGGUUUUUGCGGCGCUGGCGCCAGUGUCAACGAUCACUCACAUCAAGAGUCCCAUCAGACUGCUCGCGCCCAUGUGCCGCGUCUCCAAGGUAUGCCUGAAGAUCUUGGGCGUCGGCGAAGUGGGCAAGAGUUCCCGCUUGAUGAAGCUGGUGCGGAAGAAGACGUGCACAUCCAGAUACACCAAGGCCAUCUGCUCCAACCUCAUGUUCCUCCUGUUCGGUCCCGACACCAAGUUUAUGAACAAGACGCGGCUCAACGUGUACCUGACCCACGAUCCCGCCGGAACGUCGGUGAAAAACCUCGUCCACUUCGGCCAAAUGAUCAAUUCAAAGAAGUUUCGCAAGUUUGACUACGGGCCGACGAAAAACCUGAAACUGUACGGUCAGCGCGAGCCGCCCGAGUAUCCCCUGGAGAGAAUCAGGGCACCCGUGGCGCUGUUUUGGAGUCCGACGGACUGGAUGGCACCGUCCCGAGACGUGCAAGGGCUCAGGAAACGGCUCCGGAGCGUGGUGCUCGACUACAAGAUGCCGAUCGACGACUUUGGACACCUGGACUUCCUCUUCGGGACUAACGUGACCAAAGUGCUCUACGCCAGAGUCGUCGCGCUAUUCCAACACUACUUAAAAGGGAUGCACGCAAACGAACGUCUAGAAUAAAGAAAAAAAAA